AUGUCGUUUUCCCAGUACUUUCCGACAUCUCCCGAGAACCAGUCAGACAUCAUCUGCUUCGGUGCAGGUCCAGCUUUGCUGCCUACUGAUGUGCUCGAGGAUGCUGCCAAAGCUCUGAUCAACUAUGAUGGUGCCGGUCUAGGCAUCGCCGAGCACGCUCACCGCUCCCAGAUAGCCGUCAACAUAAUCAACGAGGCCAAAGCCAAUCUUGCCGCUUACCUCGAUAUUCCGGAUGAUUACGAGAUCCUCUUCAUGCAGGGCGGAGGAUCUGGAGGCAGCGGCCGAAGCCAAGCGGCUUUUUGGAACAACAGCCUCUACAAUACACUGAGACUAUUUGACGUGUACAUCGCGGGUCAGGUUCCGAAGACACUAUUGCUACAGUAUCCUGACAAGAUUGAAGGACAGCAGGCUGUAUCUGAGAAGGCUCAAAUCAUCUACAGAGCUGUUGAUGCCCAUCCUGAAAUCUACAGCAUUAUCCCCGACAAAACGGUCCGGUCGCGUAUGAAUAUCUUCUUCAGGAUGAAGAGUGGCGAUGCCGCCGAGGAAGCAUUCCUGAAGGAGGGUAAUGCGCUGGGGCGUAUUGGGCUGAGAGGUCACCGAAGUCUGCGUGGUAUUUGUGCGAGUAAUGACAACGCAGUACCUUUCGAGGGUGCGCAGAAGCUUGCCAGCAUCAUCGAGGCUUUCGCGUCGCGGUCGAGGACAUCGGCAGGAGAGUAA
Ustilaginoidea virens is the source of this 717-nucleotide messenger RNA. RefSeq lists its product as uncharacterized. The record is from RefSeq and is a predicted model, not a curated record. Gene Ontology annotation, molecular function: pyridoxal phosphate binding; O-phospho-L-serine:2-oxoglutarate transaminase activity. Bases 1 to 717 code for a protein of 238 amino acids. Gene Ontology annotation, biological process: L-serine biosynthetic process. The transcript has 4 exons. Gene Ontology annotation, cellular component: cytoplasm. Lineage: Eukaryota; Fungi; Ascomycota; Sordariomycetes; Hypocreales; Clavicipitaceae.